This is a messenger RNA of Cutaneotrichosporon oleaginosum, 1246 nucleotides long. RefSeq lists its product as uncharacterized. The record is from RefSeq and is a predicted model, not a curated record. NCBI's taxonomy places the organism in Eukaryota, Fungi, Basidiomycota, Tremellomycetes, Trichosporonales, Trichosporonaceae.
CAUCCAUGUCAAGAUCCCACACACACCGAGUUGACACCUCUCAACUUCAAGCGGCCUAUCUUGACGUGCUCGAGAGGCAGAUAUCAUGCCCCGGCUACAGAUUCUACACCACAAGUCCUACCACCCGUACUCGGAGAAGAACAAGCAACGUGUCAGAGAGGAUGAGGCCAAGGCUCGAGCCGAGGAGGAGCUGCGCCAGCAGGAGACGAUCGAAGCAGAAUCUGAAGCGCGUUUGAGUGCGCUGCGUAGACGCGCUGGUACACCCGAGGAGCAUUUGACUAUCUCCGGGGAGAGCUCGCUGCUGGAACGGCACCGCCGGGAGAAGGAGCAGCUGAAGCGGCGCGAAAGGAAGGACAAGGAAAGGGCACGCCUUGACUUUGACUGGCCACAGAAAGAGGCGCGCAAGCGCGCACGGGAGGACGACCGCUUCGUGUCUGGCGGGCAGUUGGACGACGACCGCUUCGUGACCGAAGGGCAUGUGAAUUUCUGGGCCGACCUCGAGAGCGGGAAAGAGAGCGCGCUGGUGCAGCCGACGAUUCGUGAUGCGGCGUCUCGCAAGGCGGCUCAAGACGCCGACAAGCUGACAAUGUAUCUCGAGCGGCCGGACAGAGAGACACGUCCAUGGUACGCGGACAAGGAGCUGCGGCACGUCGAGGAGACGGACGAGGAGGCGGAGCGGCGGCGUGCGCGUGACAAGAUAGACGCCAAAUCCAAGGUCAGCCAGGACCCGCUCACAGCCAUCAACAGGAAGUUGAGUUCGCAGCCACGACCGACUCCCACAUCGACACGUGCCCCGGCUCGUGGGCCACCAAAAGCGCAAAGUGAGCGGGAGAGGGCGCUCGCGAUGCUUGCGAAGCGCAAGGGCAGCUCGGGCAGGGCGGGGUGGGAGACGCCCGAGUCGACACAUGGGUCGUGGGCCGAGGAAUUCGAGCGGGAGAAGGAUCGGGCAGGGCACCGCUAUAAUCCGAGCGCGUGGGAGCGGAAUGCUCGGCGCUGACACGGGGCCGCGACAUGUGAUGGUGAUAGCGUUGUACUGAAGGCGACAAUGUGUAGCGUCGAUCACGGUGAUCAGUGUAAUCGGGGCUGCACGUGUGGCGUAAUGUGCGCGUGACUGUGGUGAUCGUACACUUCUGAUACGAUGCAUUCAUUGCAUAAGUAGAGGAACGACUGCUCGGCAUCUCGGCAUACUCGGGGAGGUGUCAGGCGGCCAUGACAAGACAUGUGAGACAUGCUGGUCGGCGACGCC